CUGAUGUAUUAUUUAACUGCUUUCAUGAUGAUGAUGUUUAUUCAUGAUCAUUUCCACUGUGUCCUAUCAUUAAUAUGUUGAAGGAACCGCCUCCCCCCCGUCCCUCCACCGACUGCGAUCAUUAAAAUUUGAUCGACCAGUGCGGUACAGCAAAUUACGCAUGCGCACAGCGAGCUGCUAGGCUUCUAACUGGCGCAUGCGCACUUACAAAUCCCCAGAACCAGCAGCAGCGGCGGUAGCUCAGGUCAGUCAGUCCAGUCAGCAGUCAUCCACGCAACUAUCUAUAUUCCCUUUUCUUAAAUUAGCCACUUUAAGCUUCGCGAUACCGCCCCCAAUUUCAGCGUCGGUACGGAGCCGCCAGGCCGGGACAGAGACGGAGAGAGAGGCCUCGGCCAUGGAAGCGCUCGGACCCGGCCCUCCUGCCCCGACCUCUCUGUUUCAGCCUCCGCGGCGUCCCGGCCUCGGCACGGUGGGGAAACCCAUCCGGCUCCUUGCCAACCACUUCCAGGUCCAGAUUCCCAAGAUUGAUGUCUAUCACUAUGAUAUCGACAUCAAGCCUGAGAAACGGCCUCGGAGGGUCAACAGGGAAGUGGUGGACACCAUGGUGCGGCACUUCAAGAUGCAGAUCUUUGGAGACCGACAGCCUGGCUACGAUGGGAAGAGGAACAUGUACACGGCACAUCCACUGCCGAUUGGAAGAGACAGGGUGGAUCUGGAGGUGACCCUGCCGGGGGAGGGGAAAGAUCAGACGUUCAAGGUGUCUUUGCAGUGGGUGUCUGUGGUCAGUCUUCAGAUGCUGCUCGAAGCUCUUUCAGGUCACCUUAACGAGGUCCCUGAAGACUCCGUGCAGGCUCUGGAUGUCAUCACACGGCAUCUGCCUUCCAUGAGGUAUACUCCAGUGGGGCGUUCAUUCUUCUCCCCUCCGGAGGGCUAUUACCAUCCUCUGGGUGGGGGCAGGGAGGUGUGGUUUGGUUUCCAUCAGUCUGUCCGUCCUGCCAUGUGGAACAUGAUGCUCAACAUCGAUGUGUCAGCAACAGCUUUCUACCGUGCUCAGCCUGUGAUAGAGUUCAUGUGCGAGGUGCUGGAUAUACAGAACAUCAACGAACAGACCAAACCCCUCACCGACUCCCAGCGUGUCAAGUUCACCAAGGAAAUAAGAGGCUUGAAAGUUGAGGUCACACACUGUGGUCAAAUGAAGAGGAAGUACCGUGUGUGCAAUGUAACGCGCCGACCUGCCAGCCACCAAACGUUUCCCUUACAGCUUGAGAACGGCCAAGCCAUGGAGUGCACAGUUGCUCAGUAUUUCAAGCAGAAGUACAAUCUACAGCUCAAGUAUCCACAUUUACCCUGCCUGCAAGUAGGGCAAGAACAGAAGCACACCUACCUUCCCCUAGAGGUCUGUAACAUAGUAGCCGGCCAACGCUGUAUCAAGAAACUGACAGACAACCAGACAUCCACCAUGAUCAAAGCUACAGCUCGCUCAGCCCCCGACAGACAGGAAGAGAUCAGCAGACUGGUCAAAAGUAACAGCAUGGUCGGGGGCCCGGACCCUUACCUGAAGGAGUUUGGCAUUGUGGUGCACAAUGACAUGACGGAGGUGACAGGCCGUGUUCUCCCAGCACCCAUGCUACAAUAUGGGGGCCGUGUGAGUACAGACACCGGAAGGGACUGUGGCAGGGGACUCUCUCCGCAGAACAAAACCGUGGCCACGCCCAACCAGGGCGUGUGGGACAUGAGAGGGAAGCAGUUCUAUGCCGGCAUCGAGAUCAAGGUCUGGGCUGUGGCCUGCUUCGCCCCACAGAAACAAUGUCGAGAGGACCUGCUCAAGAGCUUCACUGACCAGCUUCGAAAGAUUUCCAAAGACGCUGGGAUGCCCAUUCAAGGCCAGCCAUGUUUCUGUAAAUACGCCCAAGGAGCUGACAGCGUGGAGCCCAUGUUCAAACACCUCAAGAUGUCUUAUGUAGGUCUGCAGCUGAUUGUGGUCAUCCUGCCUGGCAAAACACCAGUCUAUGCUGAGGUGAAGCGGGUGGGGGAUACUCUCCUUGGCAUGGCAACCCAGUGUGUGCAGGUGAAGAACGUAGUGAAGACGUCCCCUCAGACCCUCUCCAACCUGUGCCUCAAGAUCAACGCCAAGCUGGGAGGCAUCAACAACGUCCUGGUGCCUCAUCAGAGGCCGUCUGUGUUCCAGCAGCCUGUCAUCUUCCUGGGUGCAGAUGUCACACAUCCUCCAGCGGGUGACGGGAAGAAGCCGUCCAUUGCUGCAGUGGUGGGCAGCAUGGACGGCCACCCCAGCCGUUACUGUGCGACAGUGCGUGUCCAAACAUCCAGGCAGGACAUGUCGCAGGUAACAUCGACUGAGCAACUCUUCAGCCAGGAGGUAAUCCAAGACCUUACCAACAUGGUGCGAGAGCUGCUCAUCCAGUUCUACAAGUCCACGCGCUUCAAACCCACAAGAAUCAUCUAUUACCGUGGGGGCGUGUCAGAGGGACAAAUGAAACAGGUCGCGUGGCCGGAGCUGAUAGCCAUCAGGAAGGCCUGCAUCAGUCUGGAGGAGGAUUACAGGCCAGGCAUCACCUACAUAGUGGUUCAGAAACGCCACCACACUCGUCUGUUCUGCUCUGACAAAGCUGAGAGGGUCGGUAAGAGCGGUAACGUCCCAGCAGGCACUACAGUGGACAGCACCAUCACACACCCGUCCGAGUUUGACUUCUACCUGUGCAGCCAUGCUGGAAUUCAGGGAACCAGUCGUCCCUCCCACUACCACGUCCUGUGGGAUGACAACUGUUUCACUGCCGAUGAACUGCAGCUCCUCACCUACCAGCUGUGCCACACCUACGUCCGCUGCACGCGCUCCGUCUCCAUCCCAGCACCGGCCUACUAUGCCAGGCUAGUGGCUUUCCGAGCCCGCUAUCACCUGGUGGACAAAGACCACGACAGUGCUGAAGGCAGCCACGUGUCGGGUCAGAGUAACGGACGGGACCCCCAGGCGUUGGCCAAGGCAGUUCAGAUCCACUAUGAUACCCAGCACACCAUGUACUUCGCCUGAGCUCGCGAGCACGUCAGCCAGUCCACCCGCGGAUUCCCUUUUCUCUCUGUCUUUUUAUCUCUUAUUUGCCAGUCUCUCUCUCUAUCUCCUCUUCUUCUCAUCUCUCUUUCCUUGUAGUCUGUCUCUUUCUCUUCACACUCAGUCUACUCAUUUUUCUGAAUCUGCACCAAAGCGGCUCUUGGACGGGAAAAAUCUGCUGCGACUCGAUGUCCAGCAGGUUUUUGUUUUUAAAGGAACAAUCUCCAACCAGCGUUCCCAAUUGAGCCGCCUUUCAAACCAGCAAUCAAGCACUGCGAACCCUGAGGGUUUCCAGUGUGCAAAAGAAAAAACAAACCAUACACGCAUACUACAAGUUGAGCCAUUAUUUUAAUUUUUUUUUUCUAUUUGAAUGUCUGCACUCUUGUGUUUGUAAGAUACACUGAGCAAGGGAGUGGAUUGGCACAGUCUGUGUCAGCGCAGCUCUUUAGCUCUCCCAGCUAAGCAGGACUCUUAUCUACUUUUACCUCAAAGCCCCUUUGGGCAAAAUCUGUCACAAGGUCUUGGGUUUAUUGGGUGGUGGGGAGGGAACUCUACAGGAAAAGAGACGGAGGGGAGUCGACCUUUUGAGAAUGAUAUAUAUACAUAUAUAUAUUUUCCUUUUUAUGAGCGUGUGUUUUAACUUUUUCUCCUUUACCGUCUUUUACAAGCGAGGUGACCUGGGUGUCAUGCCCAUAAACUACUUUCCUCCCAUCAUAGCGAAUACACAAGUCUUUGAGUGAAUGUGUGUGUGUGUGUGUGUGUGCGCGCAUCUCUGUAUAUACAUGUACUGCUGUAUGAGAGUGUGUUUGUGUGUGUGCAUGCGUUUCAUGGCAGGCCACUGAAUUGUAAAGGGAAAUCAAGGAGAUAACUGCUGUAAAUGCCUCAGAUUUGUUGUUUUUAUAUUCACACAUACAGUACAUAUAAGCAUAUAUUUACAUCUAUAGAGCAACUUUGAGACAUAUGACUUAAACAGGCCUCGUGGAGGCCGGUGUGGGUAUUUGUAGCAGUCCUGGUUUGCUUAUAAAUUGAAAUGUUUUGAAUUGCAUUUCACUGCGAGCGCAAGUUUAGUGGGAUUUGCACCUUUGUGCCUCAGAACACCGUUUUAAUCCCAGAACAAAGGUGAUUUAAAUCAUUUCAAGUGUAAGUGAAGUCAGGUCUGAUGUGUAGCAGUAGUAACCGUGGUCUGGCCUGUGACUGGCUCAGCAUUGGGACCUGUUAAAAAGGCAGAAGGCAUUAAACGCAGAGCAUGGUCUUAUCAACCUUGCUUUCUGUGUGAGAAGCAGGAUCUUAUUUUUCUUUGGACCUGAUUAUUUGAAAGAUUAUAUGACGACACGGCUGGACGUUGCUUUUCUUUUUCUUUUUUUUUUUUCUUUUUUUAGUAGUUUCAAGGGCCGGAAACCAACGUAGUUUUUUGAGGUCUCCCUUGUUAAUACUGGCCAAUUCAUUGCACUGACCCGGGACGCUAGGCAAGCAACAGAGGGCACUCUCAAUCUCUCGUACCUUUAUGCAUUUAUACAUACGAAUCAACAAAGCAGAUUUGUAAAAGUUUAAUAUAAGAUGUUUUGUGGUUAUCUUAAAAAAAAAAACCUGUUGUUUAGAAUUAGUAGUUUACCAUUGAUGUUGUUGUUGUUGUUAUCGUUGUUGUCAAUGUUGUUACUAUUGUGAUGAAAUUUUACGGUUGGCAGCAAAGCCAGUUAUAGUUACUAGUGCGACUUCAGGAAUAGACUUCAGUUGUUGAGCUGCAGGUUUAACGGGGUUAGAGCUUUGGGUUGGAACUUUCUUUUUUUUUUGUAGCAUUCUGGUUAUUGGUGAGAAGGAGCAGUAGGCCCCAGGAUGGAUGAAUUCAUGCUUCCUCUGUAGGUUUUUGAGGUAAUGUGUAGCACUCCGACUGGUAGGACAGAUCUGCCGCUGUGUACAUCACUCAGGUGGUUUGGAUCAGAUAGAUGGAGACAAUCAGGGAUUGUAAUCAGAGUGAAACUAGAUUAAGGGAUUGGUUCAAAAACGGUCUGCGAAAGGCAAUGAGUUGAAUUUUUAGACUUUUUAAAAAAAACGGUUUCUAUUCCUCUGUGUGUAUUUGAAGUAUACCCAUCUUAAAGUCUCUAUUUGACGGUGUUUGUUUCAUAUUUUUUAUGCAUUUUUAACACUGGAUUAAAUGAAUUGACAAUAAGCAUAAGCACUGCCCUUGGACCCCCUGUACAAACACUCAGCACACUGUCCACCAUGAUAUCUGGUGGCAGUUGCACAAAUGGUGCCCCCUGGUGUUGGAGGGAGAGUUUUUGGAGGUAGAGGUCGACGUGCACGCCUCAUCAGGGGGGGACAGCUCAGUGGAAGCCCUUUUGUAAUAAACCACCCGUAAAGCAACAGGUUUACUAUGAAAUGAGUUUGAGCACCUGCCUGUUGGAGGCGUGGGCGUUGGCAUCGGGGAACAGAGAAGCAGGAAGUGAGGGAGCAGCGGGGCGGGGGGAUUGUGAGGGUGUCGUCGAGGCAUUGCAUGCAAUAAGUUUUACUCUUUGCAGAUCAAUUUUUAAAAAACAUGCACUAGUUUUACCAAGCCAAGCGGGCUGUGAUUGAAUAUUCAUCUGGCAUCUCUAACGGGGAAUGAUUUUGUUUUAUAUCCUUCACAAUAUUAAACUCCAGUCAGAUCAGUGAUCACUCCCUGUGUUUUGUAACAUUGCGAAGCAAUAUUAACCCAGUUCUAGUUUUCAAAUGUGGAGAAACAAAGCUAUAAUUCUACUCAUUGUGGUUGUUGGUCUACUCUCGCAAAUUGUGUCUCUGUACUUUUUUAAUUUUUUGUUAUUUUUAGUUUAUUUUAUUUGCUUGUAUCAAUCAGUGGGAAUGUGCA
This is a messenger RNA of Acanthopagrus latus (yellowfin seabream), 5906 nucleotides long. It is a transcript of the gene ago4, whose product is annotated as argonaute RISC component 4. The transcript has 19 exons. Gene Ontology annotation, molecular function: RNA binding; protein binding. The coding region runs from base 197 to 3046 and encodes 949 amino acids. Lineage: Eukaryota; Metazoa; Chordata; Actinopteri; Spariformes; Sparidae. The record is from RefSeq and is a predicted model, not a curated record.